Cadophora gregata is the source of this 618-nucleotide messenger RNA. RefSeq lists its product as uncharacterized. The transcript is spliced from 2 exons. Bases 1 to 618 code for a protein of 205 amino acids. The record is from RefSeq and is a predicted model, not a curated record. Lineage: Eukaryota; Fungi; Ascomycota; Leotiomycetes; Helotiales; Ploettnerulaceae.
AUGAGUGAUCAACACAGUCGUAAGAUGCGCGAGGACCCCGGCUCCAACAGUCUCCAGCAAUCGCUCCCCUCUUUCUCGUCCUUGGCUCCUCCUGAACAUGAUCCAGAGCACGUCAAUUUCAUCCCUGCAAUCAUCGAAGGCAAGGACAUUGUCAACAGCGACCCCUACGACCCAGAGGAAUUUCGCAUCUGGAUCAAAGCCGGCAUCACCAAAUCUCGCCAGUCCUUCCAGGAGACUUCUGAAGCCGAUCGUACCGAUGCAAUGAAGAUCGAACGACGCAUUUUCGAGUGCCUCGACGCUGCGACCGAGAAGAACUUAGGACGUAUCUCGAACAAGGAAGCUGCUUUGAUACUACUGGGCGAGGUCGACUGGACAGAUCUCAUGGGAGGAGGUACACCGAGUCGUAGAAAUAAGGCUCAUGCCAAGACCAAGUCAGGUUGUAGUGAGGUCAAGGCGAUGAAUAGUGCUCGGCAUGUUGGAGACAAGGAGAGAAAGGAGAGAGAAGAAAGGGAGGCUAGAGAAGAGGCUAGGGAGGAUAUUAAAAUGAGAGAUGAGGCUUGGCGAAAUCGGCGAGACCAGGAUCUGGGUGCUGAGUUGGAUGAAGAUGGCUUGCCGUAA